This is a messenger RNA of Plectropomus leopardus (leopard coralgrouper), 1800 nucleotides long. Lineage: Eukaryota; Metazoa; Chordata; Actinopteri; Perciformes; Serranidae. The record is from RefSeq and is a predicted model, not a curated record.
UUGAAGCACCUAGCAGCUAGCAUACAGGCUACAUGUGUAAACCUGCUAAUUGGCACUUUUAAACUUCACUUUUGACGGUUUUUGCGACUUCUAGUAUGAGAACGGAGAGAAACGACAACACCUCUUGAGUCUACAGAUUGUCGUGUCAGGAUUUAUUAAUUAUUUCUAUUUUUUUUUCGGCGUGGACAUCCCUGCUGCCCUGAGGAAAUACAGCUGCUGAGUGUGGCUGAUUGGAGGUCCAGCGUCAGCCUGUAGUGCCGGAGGGUGAUGGAUCCUCUGGGCGCUCGCUCUCAGUUCGUGGACAUCCAGACUCUCCCCACGUGGCAGCAGCAGCUGGGUGAGGAUGGCGAAGAGACGCCGCUGGACCAGAGCGACAGCUUGCUCAACCAGCAGGCGUUCCCCUCGCCGUUCCCCUUCAGACCAGACAUCAACCGCAAGAUCAUCCUCUUCCGCGGUGACGUCGCCCUGCUGAACUGCACGGCCAUCGUGAACACCAGCAACGAGUCGCUGAACGACAAGAACCCGGUAUCUGACUGCAUCCAUCAGCUGGCCGGGCCCGAUCUGCGAGACGAGCUGCUCAAACUCAAAGGAUGUCGGACGGGGGAGGCGAAGCUGACCAAAGGCUUCAACCUGGCAGCGAGGUUUAUCGUCCACACUGUGGGACCAAAAUACAAAGCCAAGUACCGGACGGCGGCGGAGAGCUCGCUCUACAGCUGCUACAGGAACACCAUGCAACUGGCCGCAGAGCAGUCGAUGUCGUCUAUCGGCUUCUGUGUGGUGAACACGACCAAAAGAGGUUACCCACUGGAGGAUGCUACACACAUUGCUUUUAGGACUUUGCGCAGGUUCCUGGAGAAUCAUGGAAACAGUUUGGAGGCGGUGGUGUUUGCCGUGUCGGACACAGAGGAGCCGGUGUACAAGAAGUUACUGCCCCUGUACUACCCUCGCUCGGAGGAGGAGGAGAAGAAGUGCCUGCCUCUCAUCCCAGCUGACAUCGGCAACUCUGAGGGUGAACCCGUCGUCCCGGAGAGACAGAUCCGCAUCACAGAGAAACCAGGCACCCUGGAAGAUGAUUCUGAAGAGGAGAGUCUGGAGUCAGAUUUGGGCCAGGUGGGGAAUCACGCUUUCGCCCGGAUGGAGGGUGACGUGGACAAACAGCGGAAACAGAUCCUGCAGGGCCAGAUGUCAGAGGCGGCCAUCCAGAAACAACAUCAGAGGAAUUAUAAUCGCUGGCUGUGUCGGGCGAGAGCAGAGGAUCUGUCAGACAUCGCUGCACUGAAAGCUUUAUAUCAAACUGGUGUGGACAUGUGUGGCAGGACAGUGAUGGUUUUGGUUGGACGCAACAUUCCAGUGACCGUCAUCGACAUUGAAAAGGCUCUGCUGUAUUUCAUCCACGUAAUGGACCACAUCACAGUGAAGGAAUACGUGAUGGUUUACUUCCACACGCUGACCGGCGAGCACAACCACCUGGACACCGACUUCCUCAAGAACCUCUACGACAUCGUCGACGCCAAAUUUAAAAAGAAUUUGAAGGCCUUCUACUUUGUACAUCCAACAUUUCGCUCCAAGGUCUCAACGUGGUUCUUCACCACCUUCAGCGUGUCGGGGAUGAAGGACAAGGUUCGCUACCUGGACAACCUGCAGCAGCUCUUCACCUGCAUCAGACCCGAGCAGAUCGACAUCCCUCCGUUUGUCCUGGAGUAUGACGCACGGGUAAACGGACCGUACCGUCCCUCCCAUUCCUCUGGUCUGUGACAGGAGAGGAAAGAUGACGAGUCGGUGCAGCCUUCCAGGUGGAAG